AUGCAAGGAAAACCAGGUCCUGCAGGACGAGAUGGACAAACUGGAAGACGAGGCGAGAAAGGGCCACGAGGACCUGAGGGACCAAUGGGAGAGAAAGGCCCAAUGGGAGAGCCUGGAAUUCAAGGUCUGCCUGGACAAAGAGGUGAUAUGGGACCACCAGGAGAACCCGGUGAUCCGGGAAUGCAAGGUAUAAGAGGACAGAAAGGCGGAGGGUAA
This is a messenger RNA of Loa loa (African eye worm), 216 nucleotides long. RefSeq lists its product as hypothetical. The record is from RefSeq and is a predicted model, not a curated record. The transcript has a single exon. Lineage: Eukaryota; Metazoa; Nematoda; Chromadorea; Rhabditida; Onchocercidae. The coding region runs from base 1 to 216 and encodes 71 amino acids.